AUGUUCUCUUUCAUUUUCAGUACAAUAUUAUCAAUUGCUGGAACGGAUGCACAAGUAGCUGUACAAACCGGUUCCUCGUUCAAUAACAAUUUUAUAGGCAACAACUCGCUGAACAACAAUGCUAACGCAAUACAGAGAUUCAGUGUUGAAUUACGUGAUCGAAGAGAAGAUCAAACUACUACUCAAGCUCCACAAACUACUUCUAAUCCAUUGUUGCAGCUUUUGGAACAAUUCUUUAGGGGUUUUUCUCAAAGGUCAAUGUCUAGUGCGGGCUUCCCAUCUCUGUCUCAAUAUGGGUAUUAUUAUCCAUACGGAACAUAUGGUGGUUACUGGCCCUAUUCCUAUUACUAUUAUUAUUAUUAUUAUGGAUAAUUGUUUUGUUUUCUCCAAACCUUUGCCUUUGUAUCAGUGUGCAGACUUUUAAUUUCAAAAAACUGUGCAAAGCUUUGUUUGAUUUCAUGUUUUAUAGCAAGCUAUUGAAUAAAUUGU
Messenger RNA from Loa loa (African eye worm), 489 nucleotides. RefSeq lists its product as hypothetical. The record is from RefSeq and is a predicted model, not a curated record. Lineage: Eukaryota; Metazoa; Nematoda; Chromadorea; Rhabditida; Onchocercidae. Bases 1 to 372 code for a protein of 123 amino acids. The transcript is spliced from 2 exons.